UUCCUACCGGAAGUGCUGACGGGAGAGUUUGGCGGUUUCUCUGGCUCUGCGCUGGCGGCGUUUGGGGGUGCGGAUUGCGGGUGUGCACGCGUGGACUUAAUUCCAGCUUUACAAGGAUCCGUGGCGCGGACGGAGACGUGUUGCUAGUGUGGAUCCUGGGCUUCCCCGGUUGGAAGAUCUGUUUGCAGUUCUGUCGUCUUGAACCUAAUUAGAGGCAUCAUGGAGGCGCCUCCAGUCACCAUGAUGCCCGUCACUGGGGGCACCAUUAACAUGAUGGAGUACCUCCUGCAGGGAAGUGUCCUGGACCACAGUUUGGAAAGCCUCAUCCAUCGCCUCCGAGGUUUGUGUGACAACAUGGAGCCUGAGACCUUCCUUGAUCAUGAGAUGGUCUUCCUGCUUAAGGGCCAGCAGGCCAGCCCGUUCGUCCUAAGGGCCCGGCGCUCCAUGGACAGGACAGGGGCACCCUGGCAUCUGCGAUACCUGGGACAGCCCGAAAUGGGAGACAAGAACCGCCACGCCCUGGUGCGCAACUGUGUGGACAUCGCCACAUCUGAGAACCUCACGGACUUCCUGAUGGAGAUGGGCUUCCGCAUGGACCAUGAGUUUGUCGCCAAAGGACACCUGUUUCGGAAGGGCAUCAUGAAGAUUGUGGUGUACAAGAUUUUCCGAAUCCUGGUCCCAGGGAACACGGACAGUACCGAGGCCCUGUCCCUCUCCUAUCUUGUGGAAUUAAGUGUUGUCGCCCCAGCUGGGCAGGACAUGGUCUCUGAUGACAUGAGGAACUUUGCAGAGCAGCUCAAACCUCUGGUUCACCUGGAAAAAAUAGACCCCAAAAGGCUGAUGUGAUGAAGAAAGUUUGUCCGCCUUUUAGGCCUGUCCCCACCUGGGAGGUGAGAGACUUUGAAAGUACCCUAGGUACUGCUGCCAGCCGGGCCCACUUCCUUCCAGAAGAUGAUGGCAAGAAUUGGUUCCUUUCAACUGUUUCCUUCACUUGGUAAUGUCUCUUUUUUCUUGCAACAGGGUUUUACCAUGGAAUUCACUACGUAAACUAGCUACCCUGGAACUCAGGACCCUGUACUUCCCGCCUAAGCGCCUGCAAGGUCCUUAUUGAACCUGACUGUUCAUCUUCCUGAUAGGCUUUUCCAAUGAAAGACCCAGGAUAAUAUGGAGAUUUGUUCAAGUCCUCCCUCUGCUCAAAAAGAGGGAACUGGAAUAAAUUAGCUUUUCAGAGGAAAAGGUCAAAAAACAACUCACAAUAUUUUGCUUUUUUUUUCCCCCCUUUUUUCUUUUUUUUUAUUUGGGUUUUCGAGACAGGGUUUCUCUGUGUA
Molecule: messenger RNA, 1328 nt
Organism: Mus caroli (Ryukyu mouse)
Lineage: Eukaryota; Metazoa; Chordata; Mammalia; Rodentia; Muridae
Gene: Med18
Product: mediator complex subunit 18
Biological process (GO): termination of RNA polymerase II transcription; regulation of transcription by RNA polymerase II
Cellular component (GO): mediator complex; core mediator complex
Molecular function (GO): transcription coregulator activity
Source: RefSeq, a predicted model, not a curated record